This is a messenger RNA of Drosophila bipectinata, 1152 nucleotides long. It is a transcript of the gene Ufd1, whose product is annotated as ubiquitin fusion-degradation 1-like. The record is from RefSeq and is a predicted model, not a curated record. Gene Ontology annotation, cellular component: VCP-NPL4-UFD1 AAA ATPase complex. Gene Ontology annotation, molecular function: polyubiquitin modification-dependent protein binding. NCBI's taxonomy places the organism in Eukaryota, Metazoa, Arthropoda, Insecta, Diptera, Drosophilidae.
UUCACGGCAGCCGUGACAUUACAGAAACUAAAACAAAAUAUAUAUAACAAAGCAACCAAAUUUAGGCCCCCUAAGAUCGGGGCAAUAAAAUUCCAUUUAAAAAUCGGGGUGUGAAUUUGAACACUAUGUUCCACUUUAGCGGUUUCAAUAUGAUGUUCCCAGAGGGACGUAACUUUACGGCCGCUUACAAAUGCUUCUCCGUGUCUAUGUUGCCCGGAAACGAGCGCUCCGAUGUGGAAAAGGGGGGCAAAAUUAUUAUGCCAAAUUCGGCGCUGGACACUCUCACUCGCUUGAACGUGGAAUACCCGAUGCUGUUCAAGCUUAUCAAUGGCAAGAAAUCCCGAUCCUCACACGCCGGUGUCCUGGAGUUCGUUGCCGACGAGGGAAAGUGCUAUCUGCCCUACUGGAUGAUGGACAAUCUUCUGCUAGAAGAGGGCGACAUUCUGAAUAUCGAGAGCGUCUCGCUGCCGGUGGCCACGUUCUCCAAAUUCCAGCCUCACAGCACCGACUUCCUGGACAUCACCAAUCCGAAAGCCGUGCUGGAGAACGCCCUACGCAACUUCGCCUGCCUCACUAAGGGCGACGUUAUUGCCAUCAAGUACAACAAAAAGGUCUACGAACUGUGCGUCCUGGAGACGAAGCCUGGCAAUGCCGUCAGCAUCAUCGAAUGCGACAUGAAUGUGGAGUUCGAGGCACCGGUUGGUUACAAGGAACAGUCAGAGUCUCAGGCAUCGGGUUCAGGGCAGCAGGGCGCCGGCGCUGGAGCAGCCGGUGGUGAGCUGGCCGGGGCAGCUAAUGCCGUUCUGGAGGAAGUAGUGGAGACUUUUAAGGGUUCCGGCGUGCGUCUGGAUGGCAAGAAGAAAAAGGAGAGUCAGCUAGAGACCCCGGUGCUAAAGAAAGUCUUGCCUCGCGGCGUCCCCGACUAUGAUUUCCAGUUCGGUUUAAUCCGAUUUGAUCGCAACAUUCGGCCCAUUAGCGACAGAGGGAACGAUAAGGCUGGUGGAUCUGGGAACGCCGAUGGAGACGAUGGUGAAAGCUUCCAGGGCACCGGCUUUUCCAUGAAGAAAACGCGCAAAUAGCUCUAGUUCUAGCCGUAUAAUGUGUGACACAUAGAAAUUAAAAUAGAGCCUCCUGAUCACAGGGGCAGAGUUA